AACACUGAAACACCGGAAAUGUAACUCACGAGGGCAGCAGAGACGCGCGGAUAGUUCACAUCCAACCCGGAACUUAAAACUCUUAGCCGUGUUUCCACACGGAGCGAAAACAAGAGCGCAGCGUUCAACUGAACCGCCAAAACAGCUGUCGGGUUUUGCGCGAAAACUGACGUUAUAUGAGCGAGAAAUGAGACUAGCAAUAAACUAAACCGUUGUUGAACAUGUGAUGGAGAUUACACGUUAAAUACACGAUUAGGAAAGGAGUUUUUAAACCUGUUUAGGCUGUAAUGCGGCGCUACAGGAAUGAAGCGGAACCGGAACCUUGGAUCGAGCAGCUGAUUGAAAACUACGGCGAAGAACAACGAGACACCAGCGUCAGAGCUCAUGUGGUCGGGGUGAGUGACUUGACCGAGUCUCAGCGCACGGAUGAGAGUGAUGCCUGCAUGCUCUUCCUGUCUGAUGGGACCGUGUUCAUCCCCGCGGUGCUCAGCGCCGCCGCCUGGGAGCACAUGCAGGAGUUAGAGGAGAGAGACACGUUUUCAGGUCUGGACAACACGACGGUGUCGGUGCGGAAAUUCCAACUGAACUUCCACAUGGACCCGGAGCUGACGUCCUGUCAGUUUUAUCUCACUGUUAAUCAGAUCGUCACUGUGGGUCGAGUCAGUCGGCAUCACCGCCCCCCGAGCUGCACGAUGCUGCCAUCAGUCAGGCAACAAAUCCUGAAGACGUGGCGAUCCCUGAUGAAGGAGAGUUCAGUCACUUCUAUGAACUCACAGUCAGGAUUCCCACUUUCCUGCCUGAUGGGGGCGUGGCACAAUGACAUCAUCAUGGACCUCCUGAAUGAUGCAAUCAAGAAAAUAUCCGCGCCCACCGUGGGUCACCUGAGGACGGCCACGCCCACUCGCUGGCACCUAGAGAGACUUCGCUGCAGGAGUGAGGAGUGUUUCAGCACUCCUGUGUCUCAUCUCCUCAUCCCACAGGAGCAGAGGGAGAUGUUGACAGCUGAUCCCGGUGUGUCGAGUUUGAGCGAAACGCCGAGCGGCCUGGUGCCUCCUCACGUAGCUGAAACGACGAAGCGGCCAAUCACGACGCAGGAUCGGGGCGGAGACUCGCCCGCCGCGGCUUCCGAUAGGCCGGAAGAUGGGCAUCAGCUCACCCUGAACAACACCAGACCGGAGGUCUGGUGUGAUGGAGGAGGAGGUGGAGGAGGAGGAGGAGGAGGAGGAGCGAGCGAGGAACGAGAGAGCCCCUGGGAUAUGUUCUGUCCUGCUGCUGACCUGCUCGCAACUCCAUCAUCAUCAUCAUCAUCAUCUUCAGAGAGCAGUCUGGAGCCGCUCUCGCAGCAGGAAAGCCGCUCGCUGCUCACCGUUCCACCGUUUCAGAGACCGCACCCGUCUCCACGUAGCCCCGCCCACCCGAGUGACCCGACAACCGCGGACCUGCGUCAGGAUCCGCAAACACCGAGUCCCUUAACAUCGACCGAACACACUGCAGCCGUGUGUGUGGAAGAACAAUCCCCAACAGACACUCCCCAAAAAAUACCACACUCCGUGUCACACACCCCACCUGCCAAAAAGAGCCGGAGAGUCCAUUCAGAUGGCAGCAGUUUCUCGUACACGUAUGAACCUUGUCCGAACGUCGCCUCGGCUCUCAGCCAGUGCAAGGUCCCAGAGCGGCUGGUGCAGUGGGCGGUGGCGUACCUGGGGACUCCUCAGCGCGCGCUUAUUGUCAGCAAUGGAGUGGAGCUGAAAAAGGUUGCAAUGUUGAAAUAAAUCUUGUUCAUAUGUUCUAUAUGUUCAUUAUAAACAGUGUUAUUUGUUGUUGUAAUAACCUUAUUAAAUGAUUUUUUAAAAUUAUUUUAUGUAUCUUAUUAUGAAUAAUAUUAUGAAUACUUGUCCUUAAAUGGAGUUUGAUUAAAAGAAAAUCAUCAAAAUAAUAAAGUACAUGUUGCUUGAAGUAAUAAGGGGGU
Messenger RNA from Pangasianodon hypophthalmus (striped catfish), 1969 nucleotides. RefSeq names its product ACD shelterin complex subunit and telomerase recruitment factor (gene acd). The transcript is spliced from 13 exons. NCBI's taxonomy places the organism in Eukaryota, Metazoa, Chordata, Actinopteri, Siluriformes, Pangasiidae. Gene Ontology annotation, molecular function: telomeric repeat DNA binding. Gene Ontology annotation, biological process: telomere capping; telomere maintenance via telomerase. The record is from RefSeq and is a predicted model, not a curated record. Gene Ontology annotation, cellular component: shelterin complex; chromosome, telomeric region; telomerase holoenzyme complex. Bases 288 to 1772 code for a protein of 494 amino acids.